CCUCCCUUGCCGGCCUGUCAGGGGAGGCCGUGUUGUUGUUGUUGUUUUUUCUUCUUUUCUUUUUUCUGCCCGGAUACAACCCGCAACCUGGUGACUUCAUGAUCACAUGACCGUGGAUAUGGACGCAGUCCUAUCCGACUUUGUCCGUUCCACUGGAGCUGAACCAGGAUUGGCCAGAGACCUGCUCGAAGGCAAGAACUGGGACUUCACCGCUGCCCUCAGUGAUUUUGAGCAGCUACGACAGGUGCAUGCUGGGAACCUGACGUAUUCGUUCACAGAGGACAGGACGUAUUCGCCGCUCGACAAGGAGAUGGCCCGGGUCGGGCGGCCUGUACUCCACCGCCAAGACGAGGUGGUGCAAGCAGCGACAGAAAAGCGCUUGUCGAGGGGCAUUUCCCACGCCAGCUCCACCAUCGUGUCGCUGGCGCGCUCUCACGUCUCGAGCGCCGCGGGCAGCAGUACGGAGCCCCUCCUGGACACGCCCCUGUGCACCUUCCAACUACCAGACCUCACGGUGUACCGGGACGACUACCGCGGCUUCAUCGAGAGGGACCUCAUCGAGCAGUCCAUGAUGGUGGCCUUGGAGCACGCCGGGCGACUGAACUGGUGGACUAAAGUGGUUUCAAACUGUCAGAAUCUGCUGCCUGUGGCCACGAGUGGAGACGGGAACUGCCUGUUGCACGCCGCCUCGCUGGGUAUGUGGGGUUUCCAUGACCGGGACCUGAUGCUCCGGAAGUCCCUGUAUGCGCUGAUGGAUCACGGGUUGGAGCGAGAGGCACUGAAGCGCAGGUGGAGGUGGCAGCAGACCCAGCAGAACAAAGAGUCCGGUCUGGUGUACACGGAGGAGGAGUGGCAGAAAGAGUGGAAUGAACUGCUGAAGCUCGCCUCCAGCGAGCCCAGAAUACACUACAGCACCAACGGCACCAACGGGGCGGAGUCCUCGGAUGAACCGGUGUACGAGAGUUUGGAGGAGUUCCACGUCUUCGUCUUGGCACACGUCCUCAGGAGGCCCAUCGUGGUGGUGGCCGACACCAUGCUGAGGGACUCCGGAGGAGAGGCCUUUGCUCCCAUCCCAUUCGGAGGCAUCUACCUGCCACUGGAAGUGCCAGCUGCCAAGUGCCAUCGCUCGCCCCUGGUCCUGGCAUACGACCAGGCGCACUUCUCUGCUCUGGUCUCCAUGGAGCAGAGGGACAGCUCCAAAGACCAAGCAGUUGUGAUCCCUCUCACGGACUCCGAGCACAAAAUGCUGCCUCUGCACUUCGCUGUGGACCCUGGGAAAGAUUGGGAGUGGGGCAAGGACGACACGGACAACGUGAUGCUGGCGAGCGUGGCUCUUUCUCUGGAGGCCAAGCUCCAGAUGUUGCACAGCUACAUGACGGUCACCUGGCUGCCCCUGCCCUGUGAGCAAGCCCCUCUGGCCCAGCCAGAGUCUCCCACAGCAUCAGCAGGAGAUGAUGCCCGAACGCCUCCUGACUCAGGAGAGUCCGAUAAGGAGUCCGUCAGCAGCAGCUCCAAUGGCAACGGAGAGGCAACGACAGCAUCGACGGCCAAUGGAAGUGGGUCCUUGGCCAAGAACAGCUCCUCUUCCUCAUCUAGUUCCUCCAGCAGUGGAUCGGCCGGGGCGGGGAAGGACAAAACCAAGAAGGACAAGGACAAAGAUAAAGACAAAAAGAGGGCAGACUCGGUGGCCAAUAAGCUUGGCAGUUUUGGCAAAAGCCUGGGCAGCAAGCUGAAGAAGAACGUGGGCGGACUGAUGACGGGAAAGAACGCCGGAGCUGGAGGCGCCAAGCAGGACGGUGUGGAGAAGAAGAAGGGCUCGUUUAGGGGGAGGAAGGGCAGCAAGGAUAGCUCUCCUUCGGCCCACGCCUCAGAGGAUUCUGGGAAAGGCUCCCCCUCCUCAGGUAGCGAGCUCCUCAACGGAACAGGGAGCAGCAUGAACAGCAGCGGCGGCAGCAGCACCGAGAGCGAGAACUACAAGUACAGCGCGGAUGUCAAGGUCAGCAUGGGCAUCCUGCGAUCCGCCAUGCAAGGUGAGAGGAAAUUGAUCUUUGCCAGCCUUCUCACGACCAGCAACCGGCAGCCCUUCCAGGAGGAGAUGAUCCAGCGGUACCUCGCCGACGCCGAGGAGCGCUUUCGUGCCGAGCAAGAACAACAGCGGCGCGAUGCGGAGAGGAAGGGCGUCACCAACGGCAUCCAGCCAGCGAAGAAGGAGACGGUCGGCGGACCAGAGCUGACCUACCGGCCUUAUGAGGCCAAAGAGGAGCUGUCGGAGAACACGUCCCCUCCCUUGAACCAGCUCAAGUCCUCUCCCUUGAGCCCCUCCAUGUACUCUGCCGCUGUGCCCAUCCCCCGGCCCUCCUUCAUCGACCAGACUCCUGUCGCGGCACCCCUCACCCAGCAUCUUCAUAUGCACAGCUACAUGGAUACCCGGCGCCAGCUAGCCGGCGGCUCCCCGGCGACCUCCUACCCGGGCCUCCCCUCUUACGCCACCCUCCCCCGGCACUGCCCCGCGUCGCAGGGUCCCUCCCAUCCCCAUUACAAUAACUCGCAAGGCCCCGCCUCCCUGAGUCCUUCUCGCCUCACGCCCUCGUACCCCCCUGAGUUCGACCCACCGGACUACCCUGGCUCUGAACCUGCGGGGGGGAGCUACACCAACGGCUUCCGGGACAUGCGCUCCAACUUAGACUCUCGGAGUGGGCAACCCCCGGUCAGACACUACUCGCUGGGCAGCGCCGGGGGCUUGACCAACCUGCAGUCCUGCCGCUGUCGGACGCCCAACUGCACCUACUACGGACACCCCGAGACGGGCAACUACUGCUCCUACUGCUACCGGGAAGAGCUGAAGAAGAGGGAGCCAGAACUAGCCAGCCAAAGGUUCUGAAUGAACCGAGCUAUGGCUUGAAAUGAGUGGCCUUUUUCAGUUUAAAAUAAUAGUUAAAAAAAAACAGGCUGGGGCGGAUCAGUCUCUGAAUGAACAAGAGAAAGGCACGAACAGCCCUCUCCCUUUUUUUUUAAAAUUUUUUUUUUUUAAAGCUGUGUCACUUCCUGUUGGGAUGGACGACCUCAGAAAGUGGCAGAGAGUCGACGCGACUACAGAAUAAACAGGGUACUUUCUCGCUGCUGGGGUCACAUGUUAGACCAUAGAAUUAACUAACUGCACUUCUGUUACAUUUUGCUGUGGCUUGUGUGUGUGUGCGUGCGUGUGUGUGUGUGCGUGCGUGUGUGUGUGUGUGUGAGCUGCAGGCUCUCUAUCAGUUUAACGCCUUGCUACUGUCUCCUCCUGGUGGAGAGAAUGUAUAUGGCAGGCGCCAUACAUAUCACUCAUCGACCCGCACACACAGUACAUGCACACACACGCACACACACACACACACACACUAAGUCCGACUCACACUACCACGUACACAGAGAUGCAAGCACAACACAGACAAUAACCGCUCCAUUUGUGGUCUGUGAUCACGUCUGGAUUGGUUUAUUAUGGGAUGCGUGAGCGUUUUGAAGUCAAAUCUGGUUCGGUUGGUUUCAGUGUUACUCAGAUUUCUACACUACUGUUUGUGUCGUACGUACCUCGGGAAACAGCAGAAUUAAUCCUCGUCGAAUUGCUUUUUUUUUGCCGGUCCAUAUUUGCAUAAUGCAAAUUGAAACUACCGUGCGAUGCUCCAGAUGAAGCGUUCUGUGGGCUGCUGUGGUGCUACUGUUACAGGAUGCAAACACAAUACAUGUCCAUGCAAUACUACACACACUACACAACCUGUCGCAGAGCACAACCCUUUCCGUGGACACCCUUCACGUGACGUUUAAUGAUUCAAAUGCAACCCGGUAAUAUCCGUCAUAUGUACCGACACAUUUUAUGGUCACAAGUUCUGAUUCUGAAGGUGUGUUUUUGAAGAGCGAGACGAGGUGCAACGUUCAGGGUGUUCCUCCCCAGUGGGACAUCGUAACGCUCAUCGGGUUUCGUCUCUUGACAUUCAACCGAAGACCGUUUCUUAGCUUCUGGCUGCGUGAUCUCUUUUUUGCACAAUUUCAAGCACUUUCCUGAUGUCCGUAGAUAUACAAAGAAAACACCUUUUUACUGUUUUUCAAGUGGCCUGACUGUUGUCUAUUGUUCACCUCUGCAGACACUGCCACCUCUGUUCACGAGAAGGGGGCCCGGGCCAGAGGGGUGUUCUCGAAAAGGAUUUCGUUACUGUAGAGCGACAGCGUCUAACUCAGUUUCCUAGUUGCCUUUUUUCAGCAUUUGUUGUCGUGGCAACCGCAACCCCGUUUGUGGCCGUGCAAGACGAACAUGGAGGAUCCGCUGCUUGUUGCCUCGUUGCCCCCAAAUAAUUAACAAAUUCUUCUUCUUCUUAAAUCGUGUUGGAGCUAUUGCAGUAAUGCCAUUUAUUCUAUUCAGUUAGUUACUUCAACUGGUUGAAACCGGCUAAUCUUCAGUUUGUCUUCUUUCUUAAAAGAAUAUCAGAUGUAGGGCUGUUUUGAUGUCAAAAUGACGACUUUAAUACUUAAUUAAUUCCCCUUUUUUAAUAAGCCAUGGUGAGGAAUUUCUUUUGCAGGAGUGUGACUUGUUGAGUGCGUCGAGAAAAGCACAAUUUAUAACGCAAUUCACUGCCGUGCCCAGUAGAGGGCAGUCUUGUUUUGUUUUUCAUUUGAACCUCACGACCUAUACUCAAAACUACAAGUCAAAAUAACCAAAAUAUUAGUGCUAACCCAACACUAUAAUACCAUGUUAAAGCCGGGUCGAGGAAGAAGGGAGUUUAUUUGCUGUGCAUUUAAAGUAACACUAGAGUUUUAAUGAAAAUAAAACACUUUAAUCAAGCUAUUUCCCCAAAAAACAACAACAACAACAACGUGCAUUUGCUGUGGUCAUGUGUGUUGACCUGCGUCCGUGCACUAAGACGCAUCAAGGCCACGCCUGUUUUUAAAGCCUCCAAAGUAACGAUUAGCUGACGAAACCAUUUCAUUUUACAGGCUACGCACACUUUUUUGUAUUUAAGAAGAAAGAAGAGAAACAAUGAGAGGUUGUAUAAAUAUGUUCCAAGUUAUUUUUGUACGCCCAAAGUUUUACAGUGUUUUUAAAAGGGUAAGAAUGUAUGUUGUUGGCGAGUGAAACGCUAUGAUGAGCUGGUGGAGCCUGGACUUGGUGUUUGGCUCCCAGACGAGCCUCCUGGUACUCGAGGCUCUCCUUCCUCAAAGCU
This is a messenger RNA of Cyclopterus lumpus (lumpfish), 5192 nucleotides long. RefSeq names its product OTU deubiquitinase 7B (gene otud7b). NCBI's taxonomy places the organism in Eukaryota, Metazoa, Chordata, Actinopteri, Perciformes, Cyclopteridae. The coding region runs from base 107 to 2881 and encodes 924 amino acids. Gene Ontology annotation, biological process: protein K63-linked deubiquitination; protein K11-linked deubiquitination; protein K48-linked deubiquitination. Gene Ontology annotation, molecular function: K63-linked polyubiquitin modification-dependent protein binding; cysteine-type deubiquitinase activity; zinc ion binding. The transcript has 11 exons. The record is from RefSeq and is a predicted model, not a curated record. Gene Ontology annotation, cellular component: cytoplasm; nucleus.